This is a messenger RNA of Tyto alba (common barn owl), 1731 nucleotides long. It is a transcript of the gene GRB7, whose product is annotated as growth factor receptor bound protein 7. NCBI's taxonomy places the organism in Eukaryota, Metazoa, Chordata, Aves, Strigiformes, Tytonidae. Bases 60 to 1640 code for a protein of 526 amino acids. The record is from RefSeq and is a predicted model, not a curated record. The transcript has 15 exons. Gene Ontology annotation, biological process: signal transduction.
AGGAAUCCCCGGUCCGGCGGGAGGGUGGCGGGACGCGGCGGGCGCCUGCAGAUAAUGCCAUGGACGGGGGGGCUCAGCAGAGCGGCCCCCGGGAGCCCCCCGGACCGGGCGGCACGGAGCAGGAGGGGGUCCCCGGCGAGCGGGAUGGGGGCGAGGGGCCACCCGAAGUCAAGCGCUCCCAGCCCCUCUUCAUCCACGGCAGCAGCCGGCCGGCGCUGGAAGAGGAGCCACGUGCCUCGUCGCUGCCCACCAUCCCCAACCCCUUCCCCGAGCUCUGCAGCCCCUCCAACUCGCCCAUCCUCAGCAGCACCCUGGGGCAGGGGCCCCCCCGCGAAGGUGCCUCCCACGCGGUGAAGGUGUUCGGCGAGGACGGCGCGUGCCGCUCGCUGGAGGCGUCGGCGGGGACCACGGCGCGGCAGCUCUGCGAGACCUUGGUGCGGAGGACGCGGGCGCUGCAGGACCACAGCUGGGCCCUGGUCGAGCUGCACCAGCACUUGGCCUUGGAGCGGUGCCUGGAGGACCACGAGUCGGUGGUGGAGGUGCAGAGCUCCUGGCCCCCCGGCGCCGACAGCCGCUUCGUCUUCCGCAAGAACUUCGCCAAGUACGAGCUCUUCAAGAGCAACGCGCAGUCCCUCUUCCCCGAGGUGAUGGUGUCCAGCUGCCUGGAGGCGAAUAAGAGCAUGGCACACUCCGAGCUCAUCCAGAACUUCCUCAAUUCCGGGAGCUGCCCCGAGGUCCAGGGCUUCCUGCAGCUGCGGGAGGCUGGGCGCAAGGUCUGGAAGCGUUUCUACUUCUCCCUGCGCCGCUCGGGGCUCUACUACUCCACCAAAGGCACCUCCAAGGACCCCCGGCACCUCCAGUACUUCGCUGACCUCACCGAGUCCAACAUCUACUACGUGACGCAGGGCAAGAAGCACUACGGAACGCCCACCGAGUUCGGCUUCUGCAUCAAGCCCUACAAGGUGCGGAGCGGCGUGAAGGGGCUGAAGCUGCUCUGCAGCGAGGAUGAGCAGAGCCGGAGCUGCUGGAUGGCGGCUUUUCGCCUUUUCAAGUAUGGCAUGCAGCUCUACCGCAACUACCAGCAAGCGCAGGCGCGGCUGAGCCAGCCCCCCUGGAUCGGCCCCACGCCCCUGCGAAGCGUCUCGGAUAACGCGCUGGUGGCCAUGGACUUCUCGGGGUGCACGGGCCGGGUGAUCGAGAACCCCAGUGAGGUGCUGACAGUGGCGCUGGAGGAGGCGCAGGCCUGGAGGAAGAAGACGACGCACCGGUACAGCUUGCCGGCAGCCUGCCAGAGCUCCCCGCUCAGCGCCGCCAUCCACCGCACCCAGCCCUGGUUCCACGGGCGCAUCUCCCGGGAGGACACCCAGCAGCUCAUCGGCCGGCAGGGCUUGGUGGAUGGCGUCUUCCUGGUGCGGGAGAGCCAGCGCAACCCCAAGGGCUUCGUCCUGUCCCUGUGCCACCUGCAGAGAGUCAAACACUAUCUCAUCCUGCCGAGCGAGGAGGAGGGACGGCUCUACUUCACCAUGGACGACGGGCAGACCCGCUUCGCCGACCUCAUCCAGCUCGUGGAGUUCCACCAGAUCAACCGCGGCAUCCUGCCCUGCAAGCUGCGGCACUACUGCACCUGCGUGGCCCUCUGAGCCUGGCACGGCUCAGCACGGCCCGGCACUGCUGGCGUGCCACAGCCCAGCCCAGCACCACCAGCACGGCUCGGCACAGCCCGGCACCACC